GAGAGGGGAGUACAGUGCAUUGAAACCCAGGCCGUAAAGGUUACUUUCACGAAUCUUGCUCAACCCAACGACCUUUUCCACUCCCUCAUCUCGGGCUAAUUCGUCGCCCUUCGCUCGGUCAUCGCUUUUCAGUUACCCUUUAUUGAAUAAUAGAAUAUAACCGAGAUGACCUCUGCACCAGAAGAUCAGGGGCCUGAAGCCAUUUGCAUGGGCUGCACCAAUGUCAUUGAAGAAGGUUCUGUGGUUGCAUUUGGCGAAUCUCUAUUUCAUCUGGAAUGUUUUGUGUGUGCAAAAUGCUCCAGCCCUGUCGACUGUGAAUCAAAUUUGUUGUUGUUAACCGACGGUCGCCCCGUUUGUGAGAAUUGUUCGUACAACUGUCAUAUAUGCAAGCAGACCAUCCGAGAUGAAGCUAUCAUGACUGGCGAAGAGGCUUAUCAUGCCGAUUGUUUCAAAUGUAUUCUCUGUAAGAAGAAGAUAGAAGACUUGGUCUUUACUCAGACUACCAAGGGCAUAUUUUGUACAACUUGCCAUGAGCAACGGAAGCUAGACAAGCAGAAGCGAAAGGAAGAACGUCAACGAUUACAGCAAUCUAACAAACCACCAAGUCCAUCAGGAUAUGUAGAUAAAACAUUGCCAUCCUUGCCUGCAGACUAUCCCGGUGCGCGGGGCCAAUCUCGAAGAGAUCUGAUGCAGAAAGCUGGCAACCGUCAUGCAAGCAGAAUGUUUGAUGUUCAAGUGGUGAAUGAUUAUAUGGCAUCUAUCUCACCAUCAGGAGGAGCCAGUAAGAGUCAAGGUCGUAAUCCAUUGGAUACUCGACCGCGCAAUGAGAGCCUGGAUAUACCACGUCGUCGCUACAAUGAACCCUAUGAACCUCGCCGCCCGUCUCCUCCCUUACGCUCCAACAGCGAACCCUCCGAUUCUCAAUUUCUUUCCACUAGCCCCGAUCCAAUGCCUAGUAAAACGGAUCCACUUCCUACCCAACUAGCCGGUAUAUCCGACACUUCAAGUUUAUUAUCAUCCAUACUUAUAACAAACAAUUCUAGUACAUCUUUAUUGGACUCUUCUCCUGAAACCACACCAACUUCAAGCUUUAUCGGCUCAUCCGUUAAAUCGGAUGAAAAAUCGACCAUGGAAAACCUUUCCCUAGAAAUUCCUCCCAUGAACUUUUCCUUCUUCGAAACAGAGUCAGACGAACUCGCUAAUCUAACCAAAUUACUUGGCACCAGUAUUCAGUUAAAUGCUAAUGACGAAACAUCCAACUCAGAAACCGAUACCUUCCACCAUGACCAUAAACCACCCACUCCACCACCUGCUUCAUCCGACCGCAUUUCCACCGACUUUACCAACUUCCCUCAACCUCCUGUGAGCGUCCCAAGAAAGAGUAGCAAUGCUUCGUUGCUCUCUUCUGUCAGUUCAGAAGUGGAUUCUCAGACCUUGCGGGCACAGCUUAAAGCAAGCAACGCCAAAUUAGUUGAGACGGAGAACAACCUCAACAAGAUCAAGACUGUAAGCAGACGCGCUCUUGACGAGUUCACAAGGGCAAAGGAGGAGUUUGCAAAGGAAGUAGCAGCACGCCAACAAACAGAAGUGGCCAAUCGACAACUUCGCGCACAGCUUGCGGCAUUCCAGCAAGCCAGUAUCCUUGGAUCCGAUAGCUUUUUAAAGGCUGCCAGAGAAGAAAUCAUGCGAUUAAGCAACCUUAGAGGCGAACUGGAAAAAUCAUGCAACGAUCUCAAGGCUUAUCGUGAAUCUGUUAGUGCUGAUUUGGAUGAUAUGGUGAAGAAGAAGCAAGCCGGCUUGCUCAGUUCUGCAAACCCUAUCUUACAUCUAGAGCGAAAGCAGCAGGCCCUGUUUGCAGCUAUCAAAUCAAUGACAGCUGAGCGAGAUGUCAUACUAAAGGAAACUCAAAGAUUAGAGAAGACUCGCGAUGAAGUUAUCAACGAAAUGGUCAUGUUGAACACCAAAAACGCAGAAUUGACCAGCUUGAACAACGAUUUAUCGAGACGAGUGACUGAGCGGGAACGUGAAGCGGCUGCGGUGAUGGCCGGCACGUCGUUCCUUGGACCCCAACUCACACCUUCCAAAUCAAACGAUGGGUUAAAUUCAUCCACGUCUCCUCCACGACGAAAGUCCUCUGAUUCGCACACCCACGCAGGUGCCGUACGACGAAUCGUCCAACGAGAUAGUUUCAAUGGCACUCAGGCGCCUAAAAUGUUCCGCCUCAAGCGAGCCAAAGAGGAUGCCGGCAAAAUGUUUGGUAAACUUGCUGGAAGUGGAAAAGGCGGGAAGUACGAUCCAUCAUCGACUGGUAUCUACAACGGCCUCAAUGGUGCUAGUAGCAGCAGUGUAAAUUUAGUCCCCCAACAUCAACCUCGCAAAGAUUCACGUAACCCGCAGAGGAGCCAAGAAUCGUCUCUGCAGUCCUUAGCCCAAGGAUCUCAUACCUUCCAACAGACCUCCUUCCUCCGACCUGUCAAGUGCGAUGUCUGCUGUGAAAAAAUGUGGGGGUUGAAUGAAAUGCGAUGCCAAGCUUGCGGAUUCCUGACCCAUAUGAAGUGCAUCAGUCAUGUUCCACAGUAUUGUCUAGGACUGCAUACUAAUGGCGAAGGCGCCAGCGGAGGUGACAACGAUGCAGCUUAUGCUAAAGGAGGUUCCCUAUUUGGCAACGAUCUAACCAAGCAGGUGGAGGCUGAAGGUCGAACUAUUCCAUUACUGGUGGAUCGAUGUAUCGCUGCUGUGGAGCUUCGUGGCAUGGACUAUGAAGGAAUCUAUCGUAAAUCAGGCGGUGCUGCUCAAAUGAGAUCCAUACAGUUAUCGUUUGAGCAAGGUCUCGAUCCUGAUUUGACUGAUGACGACGAAUACAAUGAUAUUUGCGCGGUCACCAGUAUUCUCAAGCAAUACCUUCGAGAAUUGCCCAACCCGCUCAUGACUUAUGAAUUAUAUCCGCAAUUUUUGGAAUCCAUUAGUAUGGCACCGGGCGAAGAGAAAGCGCAAAAGUUCAGUUCACUGUUUUCGCAACUACCUACUGCAAAUUACGAUACCCUCAAGGCUUUAUUCACGCAUUUGAACAACGUAAGAGAGCAAUCGGAUGAAAAUCUAAUGACCGCAAAGAAUCUGGCGGUCGUAUUUGGACCUACCUUGUUGCGAGACCAGGAUUCAUCUCGCGAUCUUUUGGAUAUGAAUGCCAAAAACGCCACUGUGGAAUACAUCAUUUCAAACACUACAACACUCUUCUCCAGUCAAGAGGAUUCAUCGUAGACACAUAAAAAUGGUAUCGCGACUGCCACCAGAGCAGACACCGAGGUCUCAUUUCUUUAAAUUCUUUUACCAUCCCACCCCCACACACUCACUACGAACUGCAAUGCCAAUUGUUUUCUUAUUGUAAACUGCCGUUCUUUACAUUCCUUCCCAUCACUUCUCAUUGGUUAUCAAAGUCAUU
Molecule: messenger RNA, 3439 nt
Organism: Umbelopsis ramanniana AG
Lineage: Eukaryota; Fungi; Mucoromycota; Umbelopsidomycetes; Umbelopsidales; Umbelopsidaceae
Exons: 11
Coding region: 166-3258 (1030 amino acids)
Biological process (GO): signal transduction
Source: RefSeq, a predicted model, not a curated record